GCACAGGUGUAGAUAUCGUACUGCAUCAGGUCAACCAGAAUUGAAUAGACUAUUCCUCUAUUCGAACAUGCCAAGUAAAGUGGAGAGCAUAUUAAUGCUCAUAGCAGUGGGAGAGUUUUCAAUGGGCAUGUUAGGGAAUACGUUCAUUGUAUUGGUAAACUGCCUGGACUGGGUCAAGAACAAGAAGAUGGCCUCCGUUGAUUUAAUCCUCGCAAGUCUGGCGAUGUCCAGAAUUUGUCUGUUAUGCAUAAUACUACUAGAUGGCUUUAUAUUGGUGUUGUAUCCAGACGUCUAUGCCACCGGUAAACAAAUGAAAAUCAUUGACUUCUUCUGGACACUAACCAACCAUUUAAGUGUCUGGUUUGCCACCUGCCUAAGCAUUUUCUAUUUCCUCAAGAUAGCUAAUUUUUUCCAUCCCCUAUUCCUUUGGAUGAAGUGGAGAAUUGACAGGGUGAUUCUCUGGAUCCUGCUGGGGUGCUUGGCCCUCUCUGUGUUUAUUAGCCUUCUGGUCACUGAGAAUUUGAAUGACGACUUCAGGCUUUGCGUCAAGGCAAAGAGGAAAACAAACUCAACUUUGAGAUGCAGAGUAAAUAAAGCUCAAUAUGCUUCCACCAAGAUUCUUCUCAACCUGUUAACCCUAUUCCCCUUUUCUGUAUCCCUGAUCUCAUUUCUCCUCUUGAUUUUCUCCCUGUGGAGACAUACCAGGCAGAUGCAGCUAAACGCCACAGGAUGCAGCGAUCCCAGCACAGCCGCUCACAUGGGAGCCAUGAAAGCCGUCAUCUCUUUCCUCCUCCUCUUCAUUAUCUACUGCUUGGCCUUUCUUGUAGCCACCUCCAGCUACUUUAUGCCAGAGACUGAAUUAGCUGUGAUAUGGGGUGAGUUGAUAGCUCUAAUUUAUCCCUCAAGUCAUUCAUUUAUUCUAAUUCUGAAGAACAAUAAAUUAAGACAAGCAUCUCUAAGGGUGCUGUGGAAAGUAAAGUAUAUCCUAAAAAGAAGAGUGUAACAUAUAUAUACAGAUCUGAAGAAAAACUGUCAUUUUUUGGAACAAAGGAAGAGACGAUGUCUCUUAAUUAUCUUUGGUUCUUGCAUUAAUGUUUGUUUCACAGGCUUAUCUUAAAAUUUACUUUUAAUUUAGGGAAUCUUUUGUGGAGAUAACAUUGACUUCCUCUCUCUUUUUCUCUAUAUACCUAUAUAUGUGUGUGUAUCUAUAUUUAUUUAUCUUUUUCCUCUCUUUCCCUCC
This is a messenger RNA of Loxodonta africana (African savanna elephant), 1240 nucleotides long. It is a transcript of the gene TAS2R7, whose product is annotated as taste 2 receptor member 7. The transcript has a single exon. The coding region runs from base 68 to 1003 and encodes 311 amino acids. Gene Ontology annotation, molecular function: bitter taste receptor activity; G protein-coupled receptor activity. The record is from RefSeq and is a predicted model, not a curated record. Gene Ontology annotation, cellular component: membrane. Gene Ontology annotation, biological process: G protein-coupled receptor signaling pathway; detection of chemical stimulus involved in sensory perception of bitter taste; sensory perception of taste. NCBI's taxonomy places the organism in Eukaryota, Metazoa, Chordata, Mammalia, Proboscidea, Elephantidae.